Pipistrellus kuhlii (Kuhl's pipistrelle) is the source of this 4115-nucleotide messenger RNA. RefSeq names its product ADAM metallopeptidase domain 9 (gene ADAM9). Gene Ontology annotation, biological process: cell-cell adhesion mediated by integrin; transforming growth factor beta receptor signaling pathway; membrane protein ectodomain proteolysis. Gene Ontology annotation, molecular function: integrin binding; metalloendopeptidase activity. Lineage: Eukaryota; Metazoa; Chordata; Mammalia; Chiroptera; Vespertilionidae. The transcript is spliced from 22 exons. Bases 256 to 2715 code for a protein of 819 amino acids. Gene Ontology annotation, cellular component: plasma membrane. The record is from RefSeq and is a predicted model, not a curated record.
UCCGGAUAGCAAUUCCAUUUUCUCGCCGGGGACUCGGGCUUUCCCUACGUCAGCGGUAGCGAGCGCGAUGUCGGGAGCGAGCUCGGACAAGGGCUGAGUUGCGUCAGUGGCGAGCGCGCGUGUUCGUCCCCCGGGCGCGCGCGCCCCUGCCAGCUCCGGGGCCCCAGGCGGGGUUGGGGAGUGAUGGAGCGGGCGGCGGCGGCGGCGGCCGAAGCGACCGGACGCUGAGUGGAACCUGCGGCGGAGUCGGCCGACAUGGGGUCCCGCGCGGGCUCGCCCUUUGGCACACUCCGCUUCCAGUGGCUGCUGUUGUUGGGCUUGGUGGGCCCGGUCCUCGGCGGGGCUCGGCCAGGCUUUCAACAGACCUCACAUCUCUCUUCUUAUGAAAUUAUAACUCCUUGGAGAUUAACUAGAGAACGAAGAGAAGCCCGUAGGCCCUAUUCAAAACAGGUAUCUUAUGUCAUUCAAGCUGAAGGAAAAGAGCAUAUUAUUCACUUGGAAAGGAACAAGGACCUUUUGCCCAGAGAUUUUGUAGUUUAUACCUAUAACAAGGAAGGGGCUCUGAUCUCUGACCGUCCUGAUAUACAGGACCAUUGUCAUUAUCGGGGCUAUGUGGAAGGAGUUUAUGAUUCAUCCAUUGCUCUUAGUGACUGUUUUGGACUCAGAGGAUUGCUGCACAUAGAGAACGUGAGUUAUGGGAUUGAACCCCUGCAAAACAGCUCUCAUUUUGAGCACAUCUUUUAUCGAAUGGAUGAUAUCCGCAAAGAGCCUCUGAAAUGUGGCGUUUCCAACAAGGAUAUAGAAGCAGAAACAGCCCAGGAUGAAGAGGAAGAGCCUCCCAGUAUCACUCAGCUGCUUCGAAGAAGAAGAGCUGUGCUGCCACAAACCCGCUAUGUGGAGCUGUUCAUUGUUGUAGACAAGGAAAGGUAUGACAUGAUGGGAAGAAAUCAGACUGCAGUGAGAGAAGAGAUGAUUCGUUUAGCAAACUACUUGGAUAGUAUGUAUAUUAUGCUAAAUAUUCGAGUUGUGCUAGUUGGACUAGAGAUUUGGACAAAUGGAAACCUGAUCAGCACAAUUGGUGGUGCUGGUGAUGUGUUGGGAAACUUUGUACAAUGGCGGGAAAAGUUUCUUAUAACACGUCGGAGACAUGACAGUGCACAGCUAAUUCUGAAGAAAGGUUUUGGUGGGACUGCAGGAAUGGCAUUUGUGGGAACAGUGUGUUCAAGGAGCCACGCAGGCGGGAUCAACGUGUUUGGGCAAAUCACAGUGGAGACAUUUGCAUCUAUUGUUGCUCAUGAGUUGGGUCAUAACCUUGGAAUGAAUCAUGAUGAUGGGAGAAAUUGUGUUUGUGGAGCCAAGAGCUGCAUUAUGAAUUCAGGAGCAUCAGGUUCCAGGAACUUCAGCAGUUGCAGUGCAGAGGACUUUGAGAAGUUAACUUUAAAUAAAGGAGGAAACUGCCUUCUUAAUAUUCCCAAGCCUGAUGAGGCCUAUAGUGCUCCUUUCUGUGGCAAUAAGUUGGUGGACCCCGGGGAAGAGUGUGACUGUGGUUCUCCAAAGGAAUGUGAAUUGGACCCUUGUUGUGAAGGAAGUACUUGUAAGCUUAAAUCAUCUGCUGAAUGUGCAUAUGGUGACUGUUGUAAAGACUGUUUGUUUCUUCCAGGAGGUACUUUAUGUAGAGGAAAAACCAAUGAAUGUGAUGUUCCAGAAUAUUGCAAUGGUACUUCUCAGUUCUGUCAGCCAGAUGUUUUUAUUCAGAAUGGAUAUCCUUGCCAGAAUAACAAAGCCUAUUGUUACAAUGGCAUGUGCCAAUAUUAUGAUGCUCAGUGUCAAGUCAUCUUUGGUUCAAAAGCCAAGGCUGCCCCGAGAGAUUGUUUCAUUGAUGUGAAUUCUAAAGGUGACAGAUUUGGUAAUUGUGGCUUCUCUAAUAAUGAAUACAAGAAGUGUGCCACUGGAAAUGCUUUGUGUGGAAAACUUCAAUGUGAGAAUGUCCAAGAGAUGCCUGUAUUUGGAAUUGUGCCUGCUAUUAUUCUGACCCCCAGUGGAGGCACCAAAUGUUGGGGUGUGGAUUUUCAGCUAGGAUCAGAUGUUCCAGAUCCUGGGAUGGUGAAUGAAGGUACAAGAUGUGAUGUUGGAAAGAUCUGUAGAAAUUUCCAAUGUGUAAAUGCUUCUGUUCUGAAUUAUGACUGUGACAUUCAGAAGAAGUGUCAUGGACAUGGGGUGUGUAAUAGCAAUAAGAAUUGUCACUGUGAAAAUGGCUGGGCUCCCCCAAAUUGUGAGUCUAAAGGAUACGGAGGAAGUGUGGACAGUGGACCUACAUACAAUGACAAGAAUACUGCACUGAGGGAUGGACUUCUAGUAUUCUUCUUCUUAGUUGUUCCCCUUAUUGUGUUGGCUGCUUUUGUCUUCUUCAAGAGAAAUCAACUACGACAAAGAUGCUUCAGAAAGAAGAGAUCACAAACAUAUGAAUCAGAUGGCAAAAAUCAAGGAAAAGUUUCUAGACAACCACCGAGUGUUCCUCGACACGUUUCUCCAGUGACUCCUCCCAGAGGACCUAAUGUAUAUGAAAACAGAUUUCCUGUACCAACAUAUGCAGUGAAGCAGCCUCAGCAGUUCCCAUCAAGGCCACCUCCACCCCAACCGAAAGUAUCAUCUCAGGGAAAUUUAAUUCCUGUUCGUCCUGCUCCUAAACCUCCUUUAUAUAGCUCCCUCACUUGAUUGUUUUACCUUUUCUUUUGUCGAUAUCUUCAGGGAAGCUAAUAGUUUUUUUUCCUGAUAUUUUCUUGAAAAUCCUUUCCUCCUGCUGCAACUAUGAAUGAAAAUAAAACACCGCAAAAACAUAGCUAACACAGAAAAACAAAAAUUGAAUAUUGGGAAUUGAGAAAUAUAAGAAGUUUAACAAAGUCAGGGAAUUUAAAAUAACAUUUUCAUUUGUUAACACAGAAAAACAAAAAUUGAAUAUUGGGAAUUGAGAAAUAUAAGAAGUUUAACAAAGUCAGGGAAUUUAAAAUAACAUUUUCAUUUCUAUCACUGAAUAAGUUGUAUUCAGUCAUCUGUGAAGUUAAUGUCUCUAACAUGGAUUGUUAUUUUGAACAUGUUACUGUAAUAAUCCUCAAAUUAACUGUAUUGGUUAAAUUUUGUCAUUAUAUGCUUAAAUGUAAUUAUGAAUUUUGAUCUUAGUUAUCAUUAAUGUAGUUUCAGGUUGAACAUGUGAUAAUCUAAUACCUGUGAAAACUGAUUAAUUUACUACUAAUAAUAUAAAUUUUUCAUCUUGCACAGAUUAAUCAUCAUCAUAUGCUAGAUUCUUGAAUAAAAGUUUAUUCUGUCUUUGAAAGAAUGCACAAAUCCCACAAUUAAGGUCCAUAAUAUUUUUAAGUACAAAAUACAGUAAAGGUCUAUAUGUGUAUAUUCACACACAGUCAUCUUCCAUUUUUACGAUCAUUCUAUAGAUAAGGGAAUCUAUGGAUUCUGUAGAUAACAGAGUCUAUGGCUCUAUCUAUGGAUAAUUAAUAUUAGAAAAAUUAAUUUAAUAGAAUUCUAUUGUGAAUCAUGUUAAAACAUGACAUCCUUUUGCAAUAGCAUUAUUUUAAUAAAGUAUAAACCUUAAGGUACGAAGUAUUUAAUAGAACUGAUCAGAUAAAUGCUGUUGAUUCAUGGCUGUAUAAAGCAGGAACAAUUAUAUGUUUAAUCAAUUGAGCUUAUAAAACCAGUUGAUAAUUUCAUAAGCACUUUAAGUGUAAAAUCUGAAACUUCAAAGCUUGCUUUUAAUAUAAUUUAGAAUGUUUACAUUUACUAAAGUGUGCUGGAACAUGUCUUUCUUGACACUAAUAUUUCCAAAGGAAUUAGGCUAGAGAAAGGAAGAAAGGUUUUCUUAGAUAAGUGCAAAAAUGUUACGUGGUGUCUAUAAGUUAUCAUGACUGUUAAAAAUGAAUUUUUACUAUGGAAGAAAUGUUAUGGAUCAUAAAAUUUUAAGCACUUAAAAAUUUUACAUAAUCUUUCAUAAUAAAGUUUAAUAAUAGGUUUAUUAACUGAAUUUCAUUAGUUUUUCAAAGAAAACUUGGUUUGUGUAUAUAUACAUAUGCAAAUAUAACAUUUACAAUAAAUUACUUGAAAUUCUG